Messenger RNA from Amphibalanus amphitrite, 4188 nucleotides. RefSeq names its product LMBR1 domain-containing protein 2 homolog. Gene Ontology annotation, cellular component: membrane. The transcript is spliced from 11 exons. Bases 861 to 3044 code for a protein of 727 amino acids. The record is from RefSeq and is a predicted model, not a curated record. Lineage: Eukaryota; Metazoa; Arthropoda; Thecostraca; Balanomorpha; Balanidae.
UGAAUACAUUACCUACCUACCAUAGCUGGGAUAAUUGCUGUAUUUUCGAUUUAUUGUAUUUUAAUGGCAUUGGGUUUAUUUGUGUCAGAACGGCAUAGGGCUGGACACGUAGCUGCAGUCCCGUGGUGACCUGGUCUCUGCUGUGUCUGACUGCCCGUGAGCUGUGAUGGCGGACAGUGGCAGUGGACGUCUCAGGGAGGUGCUGCCCCGCCAGGGUCUGCUGCAUUCUGAGGAUGCUCCGAGCAUGGUGCUCUGCAAGCCCAAACUGCUGCCACUCAAGUCUGUGACGCUGGAGAAGAUGGAACAGAUGCAGCGAGAGGCGGACCAGAAGGCCCGUGACCAGGCGCGACAGCCAACCUCCGCUGGCCGGAACUGAACUGCACCACGUCACCGCAACUUGCUGCCAGUCCCACGCAGAGAUCAGACUACAGCGGAGUUGAGCUUGACUAAACUUUGACAUACUGCUACUGUGUCGAGGGCCAGUGUAGAGAAACAUUGGGCAAUAAGUGGGACCUGGAGUGAAAACCUGUGGAGCCAUUCUAGCCAAGAACUAAGCUACAGAUUGAUGGGACAUUGACAUAUUAGUUCUGUACAUUUAUUGAAGGUAAUUUAGUAAUUUUGGCCGGGACAGCGUGUGCAUUAUAUCAGAGACACUGAGUGAAUUAUUGGUCACUGCAUGUGAAACGCACAUCUGGCACACUGAACUACUUAAACCCAAGAAGUGACACAGGCAACUCAGUGGACUGCAAACUUUCUGAGAUCAGUGCACUUUGUAGCCGUAAUCGCUCCACAGUGUAGGUAAAUCCCCAGUGCUGAGUCAGUGAUAUCUAGCAGAAGUCCAUCAAUACCAAACCAUCACGAUGACAGCGGGCCCGCUGUCAGUGGAGAUUGUCGCCACCUUCUGCGUGGCGGCCGCGCUGCUGUAUCGGUACGGCGACUGGCGUAACCACCACGUGUUCGUCACGAUCUCGGUGCUGAUCGCCUGGUACUUCUCACUCAUCAUCGUCUUCGUCAUCCCCAUGGACGUGUCCAGGACGGCGUACAACAAAUGUGUCCGUGAUCACGAUCUGCCUGUGAGCACCACUACCGUGGCACCGCCGUCCAACGACACCAUUCUGCCGGACAACGUCACCAUCACCACCGUCACCAGCGCCAACACCAGCGUCACCACGGCAGUGCCAUCCACAGUCGCCUUUUUCGGCUCCUCGAGUGACGCGCCGAUCACGGCCGGCCCCUCCCCGGAGCCGACACCGUGCGAGCGGCCCUGGAGCUACGUAUCCGAGGCAGUGAUGAUCGACCUGUGGCGCGUGGUCUACUGGACCUCGCAGGCGCUCACCUGGCUCAUCAUGCCGAUGACGCAGUCGUACACCCAGGCAGGCGACUUCACCGUCAAGGGGAAGCUGCGCACGGCGCUGGUGGAUAACGCAAUCUAUUACGGGUCGUACCUGAUCAUCGCCAUCAUUCUGCUGAUCUACAUCAGCACGCAGCCGGGCGUCCAUGUCGACGGACCGCACCUGAAGCUGAUCGCCUCGUCUGCCAGUAACACGUGGGGCCUAUUCCUGCUGGUUCUGCUGCUCGGCUACUCCCUAGUGGAGGUGCCGCGCGCCCUGUGGCACGCCGCCCAGCGCGGCUGGAGCCUCCGGCACGGCUACUUCCGAGUGGCCAAACUGAGCGCCGAACGCUCCGAGGCAGAGGAGGCCCUCGAUGACGUACUGGAUUCGUUGCAGCUGGCUUCGGAGGCGAUCAGCGGCAGCCACCCGCUGCGGCCCUGCGUGGACACGGUGCUGGCCAAGGUCCCCGCCGGGCUGCAGCAGAGGAUGAAGCGCCGGCAGCGAGCCGGGGACGCGGCGCCCAUGCCUACCCAGAAGUCGCUGGUGGCCCUGCAUCGGCAGGUGAUCCGGGCCCUGCAGCACCACCACCGCACCGAGGCCCAGUGGGAGAUGUUGGUAGAGGAGGUGAUCGAGCUUGAGGACGUAUCUGAGAACCAGCGUCACCGAGACGGCUACUUCAAACCGAGCCUUCCCCGACCGCCCAGCUGGACCAGUCUCAUUAUUGGCGCGCGGCUAGAAUGGUACUGGAAGUGCCGCCUACGCGGAUAUGCACUCCGCUGCCUCUCUGUGGUCUGCGCCAUCACAUCCUUCAUGGUGGUCUGGUCGGAGCUCACCUUCUUCAACAAGAGCCCGACACUGUCGCUGUUCGCAGUCUUCAUCAACGCCGCAAAGUCCAACUACGACUAUCUGGCGAUUGAGGUGAUAUCUAGUCUCACAAUAGCUUACCUCUGCGUCUGUACUUACUACACGAUAUUCAAGAUCCGCGUGUUGAACUUCUACUACCUGGCUCCGAACCACCAGACAGAUCAGCACAGUCUCAUCUUCUCCGGGAUGCUGCUGUGUCGUCUGACCCCACCACUCUGCCUCAACUUCCUCGGUAUGAUCCACAUGGACAGCCACAUCAUCAAGGACAGGGUGGACGAGACCGCUUAUACCAAGAUCAUGGGCCACAUGGACGUGUUGGCCAUCCUGUCGGAGGGUUUCAACAUCUACUUCCCCAUGUGCGUGCUGGCCUUUUGCCUGGCCACGUGGUUCUCGCUGGGCGCGCGGCUGCUCAGCUUCCUCGGCUUCCAGCAGUUCCUCGACCAGGACGAGAUCACCACCGACCUGACGGACGAGGGCCGCGAGCUGGUGCGGCGAGAGCACCGGCGCCGGCAGCGGCAGAGCGGCGCCGAGACGCGCCCCGCCCCGCGCGCCGACCCCGCCCCCACUGGCGGAGGAGGGGGAGGGUGGGGCAGCCAGGCGUACCGCGCCGCCGUGCAGCGCGCCGAACAACGCAUGCGCUCGUUCCUGCCCCGCUCGGAGUCGGGCGAGUCGGCGCGGCUGGAGCUGCUCGGGUCGCCCGAUCCGCCGUUCCCGGGCCGGGAGCGGCCGGCACGCGACUCCUGGACCGAGCCCGAAGUCGAGAGCGUCGGACGCGUCGGAGACGACGGCUUCAGCUACAGCCGCACCGGCCGGCCCGCAGCGCCCAGAGGCAUCUUCGACGACGUGUGAGCGGGAGGGGCGGGACGGGAAGAUAUGUGUGCUGGACGGGAGGGUUGGGAGGAGUGAUGGAGUUACUAAGUCAAGUCAGGACUGGUCAGUCGGCAGGCGGCAGUCCGAGCUGCCACCAAGCAGCGGGAGGGCUGCCAUAUUUUCGCCGGGUCGUUGGAUAGAGUAGUAAAGUAAUCUUGGUUGGAUACCGAGCACACAUUGGAUCGAUAGCCUACAGUGUCAGUGCUGCGGCUUCUCGGUCCAAGUGUAUCUCUCUAAUGCGUUCCAGUGGUAUUUGAUAGAGAAGGGAACUCGGCGCAGGGUCGGCAUUUAUGGGAAGUUAAUUCAGCAGCAGUCACAGACGUGGGUGGCAUUUUAUAUCGCGUGCACAGAGUAUGAUUCUAUUUACGGAGGCAGCAGCGGCCGGGGGCGAGCCAUCACGUCGCUAACGAUCUACCGAUAAAUACGUUUUUAAGACCUAUAAAGACAGCAGGCUGCUAAGCUGCCGUCACUUCACGCCGUCGCUAAGGAGGUUAUUUAUGCUAUUUAUUUCGCUUUAUGGGUGUCAGCUUCCCACUGUCCGUUGGGACGCGUAGGUUGUGACGCGUCAGCACAAGGUCAUUAUUUAGUCGUCGGUGUGCCAGCUAUAGCCGUGCUGUCUAUACACUAAUGUACGCUGCUGUUUUGUAUAUGCACUGUGAUGAGUCGCCUACGGUAUCGUAUUUGCCAUGGCAGGUUGUGUGUGUGAGUUUACGAGAAAAUGCAGAUUUUCCUUUAUCAAAGAUUGUGCUGGCUAUUUCAUGAAAUGACGGUGUAAGGUGAUUUCUUCGGGCAUUUCUUUUAACUCCGUGCGGUGUGCCUGUGGUUUCCUGUCUGCGUCAGAACAUGUGUGGGGACCCGGGAUGUCACAGUGGAGCUUCUUCAUUCGCCAUAACCGGCCUCCGCCGUGCGUUGGACCGGGGCUGGAGCUUUCUUCGUGAUUUUUUUUUUUUUUUCACGUCUGAGAGUUUGUGCUGGCUGGGGUUAGGGUUGAGUGAUAGGGGCGAGUGUGCUGAUGAGGACCGACAGACCGGAGCCAGGUCAGGUCAGGCUCGGGUUGUAUUCUGCGAUCUCAGCUGUUUAGGAUCGGUAUAGCUUCUGGUCGGAAUAUACGUGUCCAAUAUUA